UCAAACUGGCUCUGAAAAUUCCAGAAGCCAUCUGCAUUGCAUAUUUAGUAUUAAUUAUAGGGCAAUACAGAAAUCUAUAUAGCGUCAUCUUGAAUUUAGGCUAUUGAUUUUGACAGCUGUUUGACAACAAAAUAUUUUUAAGUACUAAAGUUUAGAGUUGUUUGCAAUUGAAACUAUGGGAAAAAUAUUUGUAGAACACAUUGGUGGCACAAGGUUGUUUUCAUGUGCCUCUUGUGAUACAAAUUUGACAAAUCGCAGCGAAUUAAUCAGUACUCGAUUUACAGGAGCAACAGGUCGAGCAUUUCUAUUCAACCGAGUAGUAAAUUUAAUGUACAGUGAAGUACAAGACAGAGUGAUGUUGACUGGCCGUCAUAUGGUGCGCGACGUCAGCUGCAAGAGCUGUUCAGCAAAGCUGGGAUGGAUGUAUGAAUUUGCAACUGAAGAGAAUCAAAGGUACAAAGAAGGCCGAGUAAUUUUGGAAAGAGCAUUGGUGACAGAAUCAGAUGGUUUUGAUGAAGCAGUGGCGCAUGCUGAUGAUUAAUUUAUAUUAAAAUAAAAUUCUAUGCUUAUGAUUAUUAACAUACAUUUUACUUUGUCUAUAAAUAAUGAAUAUACAAAAUUCAUUUAUCCAUCAAUUUGCUGUUACUAUUACCAUAUGAUUUAACUUAUAAUUAGGUUAAGAAUCCAAAAACUUUAGGUUUGAAAUCAAAACAG
Ctenocephalides felis (cat flea) is the source of this 714-nucleotide messenger RNA. It is a transcript of the gene Yippee, whose product is annotated as protein yippee-like 5. The record is from RefSeq and is a predicted model, not a curated record. Bases 176 to 541 code for a protein of 121 amino acids. Lineage: Eukaryota; Metazoa; Arthropoda; Insecta; Siphonaptera; Pulicidae. The transcript has 4 exons.